Salvia miltiorrhiza (redroot sage) is the source of this 1804-nucleotide messenger RNA. RefSeq names its product NASP-related protein sim3-like. NCBI's taxonomy places the organism in Eukaryota, Viridiplantae, Streptophyta, Magnoliopsida, Lamiales, Lamiaceae. Gene Ontology annotation, biological process: DNA replication-dependent chromatin assembly; CENP-A containing chromatin assembly. Gene Ontology annotation, cellular component: nucleoplasm. The transcript is spliced from 6 exons. Gene Ontology annotation, molecular function: histone binding. Bases 251 to 1648 code for a protein of 465 amino acids. The record is from RefSeq and is a predicted model, not a curated record.
AAAUCAGAUUUGUUAAUUGUUUUCUAGGUGAAAAGCCCAACCCAGGCCCGUAACGAGAGCUGAAGACCACUUUAUCCUGAGAAUCCGGGUACGCUUUCGAUCUAGCCUGUGGGCACUCUCGAGCUCGUUAUAUAAACUCCUUACAUUUUUUAAUUUUUCAAUCGAUUUUGCGCCAAGGGUUUUGCAUUUCUAUUUGAACCAGAGCAAGAGCGGGUGAGGUUUUUCCAGUUUUUUGUUUGUUAAAUCGAAAAUGGCAGAUGACGCGGCGGACACCAGAUUGCAAGGCCCCGUUGACAAUCAGAACCCUAACUCCGUCGAUGCGCAGACUGAGCCUGGCGUCGGUGGCGGCCCCGCGGAAUCCAUCUGCAACAACAACGCUUCUAAAAGCUCCGACGUCCCUAACGACGAUGAGCGAGAAAAGACCUUGGAAUUCGCCGACGAGUUGAUGGCUCGGGGCUCUAAAGCCGCCAAGGAUCGCGAUUACGCCGAAGCCACUGAUUGCUAUAGCCGUGCCCUAGAAAUCAGGGUUGCAAAAUUUGGUGAACUUGCUCCAGAAUGUAUUGCUGCUUACUAUAAAUAUGGAUGUGCGCUGUUGUACAAAGCCCAAGAGGAGUCUGAUCCAUUGGCUUCUAUGCCUAAAAAAGAAGGUGUCUCUCGUGAAGAUUCCAGUAAAGAAAGCUCUUCAAAAAUUCCUGUCAAUGGUCAGUCCUCAGCUACCUCAACUGAAAAUGAUGCAGAGCAAGAUGUGAAGGGUAAAGAUGAAGAAGGAGACAGUGAAAGUGAUGGUGAAGAUCAACCUGAUGAUGAUGAGGAUGAGUCUGACCUUGAUUUGGCGUGGAAGAUGCUUGAUGUUGCACGGGCCAUCGCUGAGAUGGCCUCAGGUGACACAAUGGAAAAGGUGGACAUAUUGUCAGCUUUGGCAGAAGUAGCGUUGGAAAGAGAGGAUGUUGAGACUUCACAGAGUGACUACUUGAAGGCACUCUCUAUGUUGGAGCGCUUGGUUGAACCUGAUAGUCGGCUUAUCGCUGAACUGAAUUUUAGGAUAUGCUUGUGUCUUGAAAUUGGUUCGAAACCAGAAGAAGCUGUUCCGUAUUGUCAAAAAGCUAUUUCAGUUUGCAAGUCAAGAGUUCAGCGACUUUCAAAUGAAGCAAAGAGCGUCCCAUGUUCAGCAGAAGCAUCAAUCACUUCCGAGAUGGGACCAACUGUUCAACCAUCUCUUGCAAUAUCCUCAUCGGCAGAUGAAGAAUCCGAGAUUGAAACACUGACUGGUCUCUGUGGGGAACUAGAAAAGAAGCUUGAGGAUCUCCAACAGCUUGUCUCAAACCCAAAAUCUAUCCUCUCAGAUAUCCUGGGUGGUAUCAUAUCUGCAAAAGCUAGGGCUCUUGAGAAGAACGAACCAGCAAUGAGCUCCUCCCAGAUGGGCACUGCAACCAAUGGUGGUGCAGACUCUCCAACUGUUUCUACAGCUCACACAAACGGCGCUGCUGGAGUGACACAUCUAGGCGUGGUUGGAAGAGGAGUCAAGCGAGUUGUGAUGAGCUCGACUGCACAAUCCAACCCGGCUAAGAAACCCGCAAUCGAUUCCUCAAACGAUGGUGAUGGCGGAAGUGAGGCCAACGUCAAUGGAAUGAAUGAGAAGAAUGAUUAGUUUGAGGUCUAUGCUUAUAUGUUAUGUUGUCUUGAAUUAGUUUGGUGCAUCUAUGUUAGAGAAGUACAUCAUGUUAUGGACUUGAUGUAAUUUGGAUACUGAUUUCUGAUCAAAGGGUUAUGAGUAAAUUGGGACACAGGUUCUCAUCUGAUGAAA